Staurois parvus is the source of this 391-nucleotide messenger RNA. The record is from the annotation of a GenBank genome assembly. Lineage: Eukaryota; Metazoa; Chordata; Amphibia; Anura; Ranidae.
CAAUUGUCACUGCGCAUGCGCGGCUCAGGGAGCACGCAGCACGGAAAGAGCCAAAGAUGUCAGCUCGGUCAUGUGAUCAGCUGUGUCCAAUCACAGUUGAUCACAUGGAACAUCUACACUGAUCAUCAGGGCACUGAUGAUCAGUGUGCCCUGAUGAUCAGUGUGGCCCCAGAAGUGCCACCUGUCAGUGCUCAUCAGUGCCAGUGCCCAUCAGUGCCACAUCAAUGCCACAUAUCAGUGCAUACCAGUGCACAUCAAUGCCACAUAUCAGUGCCCAUCUGAGCUGACUUUCAGUGUCACCCAUCAGUGCCAGUCAGUGCCACCUAUCAAUGCCAAUCAGUGCCACCUAUCAGUGUCACCCAUCAGUGCCAGUCAGUGUCGCCUAACAGUG